Messenger RNA from Grus americana (Whooping crane), 1963 nucleotides. RefSeq names its product DNA replication fork stabilization factor DONSON (gene DONSON). Lineage: Eukaryota; Metazoa; Chordata; Aves; Gruiformes; Gruidae. The record is from RefSeq and is a predicted model, not a curated record. Gene Ontology annotation, cellular component: nucleus. The transcript has 10 exons. Gene Ontology annotation, biological process: nuclear DNA replication. The coding region runs from base 20 to 1717 and encodes 565 amino acids.
AGCUGCUCUCCGCUCGGCUAUGGCUGCCUCCGCCGUGCCCGGCUACUCGCCCGGCUUCAAAAAGCCGCCGGCAAUGCUGCGGCUGAAGCGCAAACGGCUGCGGAGCAGUGAGCCCCCCGCCUCCGCCGCUCCUCCGCCCUGCGGAGCAGCCCCGCGGGCCCCCUCCGCGCCCGCCCGCCGCAACCCCUUCUCCAGCCUGGACAACGCGCCGCGGGCGAGCGGCACCCCCCAGCCGCGGGUGCGGGACCGGCGGCCACCGGCGGACGCGUCCCCCUCGGCAGCGCCCUUCUGGCAGCUUUUAGAGCCUGUUUAUGAAGGGAAGCCGGCCAGGAGAGCAGAGCCCUCUGAAAGAACUGACAUCCCUGCCCUAACCGAUGACCUUCAUUUACCUGUUGCUGUACCCGAAGUUCCCUCCUCACCAAGACAUGAAUUUCCUGCAGACUGGAGUCUUAAAACACGACUUUUAUUUAUGUCUUCCCAUCCUUUUACCUGGGCAGAACAUUUAAAAGCACAAGAGGAAGCCCAAGGAUUUGCUCAGCAUUGCAGAGCUACAGAAACAAACUUGCCACAGAGCGUACAGGAACCAAAACUGUCCACAGAACUGCGUUGUGCCUUUCAGCAAAGCCUUGUUUACUGGCUUCACCCUUCACUGCCAUGGCUGCAGCUGUUCCCUCGGAUUGGAGCAGAUAGAAAAAUAGCUGGAAAGGCUAGUCCUUGGUCACAGGAUGAAGCCUUGCAACAAGUGCUAAUGAGCGACUGGUCUGUCAGCUUUACUUCUCUGUACAAUCUGCUGAAAGCCAAGCUGUGUCCCUACUUCUAUGUGUGUACCUACCAGUUCACUGUCCUGUUCCGUGCGGCUGGUCUUGCGGGAAGUGACGUUAUCACAGCCGUAAUUUCUCCCACAACUAGAGGGUUAAGGGAAGCCAUGAGAAAUGAAGGCAUAGAGUUUUCUUUACCUUUGGUAGAAGAAAAUAGAACCAGAAAACAGAAAAGCUCUGAAGUGAGUUUGGAAACUGAAGUUGCUAACAGCCUCGAAGCGGGCAACAGCAUGGAAAAUGGCGAGGAACUAGUUCCAAGUGAUGAUGAUGAUGAAAGUUUCUCUUGGCUUGAGGAGAUGGGAGUCCAAGACAAGGUUAAGAAACCAGAUGCUAUUUCUAUUAAACUUCGUAAGGAGAAGCAUGAGGUGCGGAUGGAUCACAAGCCUGAAUCCCUUGCGUUAGUGAAAGGAACAAACACAUUCACCUUGCUGAACUUCCUGAUAAACUGCAAGAGCCUGGUGGCUGUUGCAGGCCCACAGGCAGGGCUUCCACCAACUUUGUUGUCCCCUGUUGCUUUCCGAGGCGGAACAAUGCAAACACUCAAAGCUCGAAGCAUAAAUGCCAAAGCCAGGGUUCACUUGGCCUACGAGGAUAUAUUCAGCUUGGAGAUCGUAGGCCCAGUCAUGCCUCACUCCCUGCAUUCGCUGACCAUGCUGCUCAGGGUGGCGCAGAGGGGAGCCUUCUCUGCUGCGUUACAUACACACGAGCCAACUGCGGUGUUUAACACUAACCUUGACAACGCGAGCCCUGCCUCAAAUAAGGAACCCACAGGCAAAGACAUUCCUAGCUGUGGACUGCAUCCCGAGGCCUGGGACCAACUGACUCAGUGUCCAACACUGGGAAAAUCUGCCAUCCGAUUUCUGGAAAUGAAGGAUUAUGCUUAUACCUGGAAGUCCUAGGUAUGCUAGUUCCAUCUAAUGGAAGAGAAUGCUGUCUAGCAUGCAGUUGCUGUACUUCAUUGGGGUCUACGUGGGCAGCACCUGUGCAGUACCAGGAGGGAUACAAUCUGGUUGAACGUCGCAGACAACUAUUGCACAUCACCCAUCAUAAAACACUUCAAAGGACGUUUGAGGGAAAUGAAGGAAAAGGCCUUGGACACCUCCUUUUGUAUUUUAGAAAGUUUUAAAUAAAACAUGAUAAAAACA